This is a messenger RNA of Aphidius gifuensis, 543 nucleotides long. RefSeq names its product lipase 1-like. The coding region runs from base 1 to 543 and encodes 180 amino acids. NCBI's taxonomy places the organism in Eukaryota, Metazoa, Arthropoda, Insecta, Hymenoptera, Braconidae. The record is from RefSeq and is a predicted model, not a curated record. The transcript is spliced from 4 exons.
AUGAUAAAUGGAUUUGCGUUACUGUCGGAUGUUUGGCUAUUAAGUCCCAACCGAAGUUUAGCUAAGCAACUGGCUGAUGAAGGCUAUGAUGUUUGGCUGGGUAAUUAUCGUGGUACAACGCAUGGACGUGAUCAUGUCACAUUGUCACCAAAUGACAAAAAAUUUUGGAACUUUAGUGUUCAUGAAAUUGGAUACUAUGACGUUCCAUCAACAAUUGAUUAUGUUUUGAAUGCAACAAAUCAAAAUUCUUUGAUAUUUCUUGGAUAUUCAUUGGGAACGGCAUCACUAUUCAUUGCAUUAUCAGAACGACCAGAGUAUAAUUCAAAGGUUCAAUUGAUGAUUGGCUUUGGUGCAAUUGCUGGAUUUAUAAAUAAAAAUUAUAUGGACAUGACAAUGUAUAAUUUUAUAGAAUCAGUUGGAAAGAUUUAUGCCAAUCUUUUGAAUUAUUUUCCUGGUGGAACAUCUGGAAAAGUUUUUCUGCACUGGGUACAAUCAGCAAAAUUUCGUAAUGCCUAUUUAUCCAUUAAUCUUGUAACAUUUUAG